AUGGUUCAUCAUAUUCAUAUCGCCGUUUUAGAUGUCGAUAUCCCAGCUCGAAAACUAUACGAGGCUCGAGGACUCUGUAGUGCCCACUUCCGAACCAUCCUCCGCGAGACUGCCUUACGACUGAACGAGACUCUUUUCUCCGAGAAAGAGCAACUCGAAAUCAAGAUCACCCCAUAUGAUAUCCGAGGAGGCCAUUACCCCGAACUAUACAAGCUGCGCGGUCAUGUAGCCGAGAGCCAAAUACUCGUGCAAUCCCCAGUGGACGCAGUCUUGAUCACCGGAGGGUCGCCUGGCGUAUACGAAAUGAAUCAUUCCCCGUGGAUGCAAGAACUCGAAAAAUUCGUCAAAACAGUUUACAACCAAUACCCACAAGUCCGCAUCCUUGGCACAUGCUUCGGCCAUCAACUGAUUUCGCACGCUCUCGUGCGCAAUGUGGAUGACCCGGUCCGCGAUGUCUGGGUUGAAAAAUGCCCUCUCGGUCGUGAAGUCGGAAUUCAUACCGUUCGACUGGAAAAGGCAUUUGUACAGUCAUUCCCUGGUGCACUCGGUGAUCUUCCUGAGGGACAGUUGCGUAUUCAGAUGUUCCAUGGCGAUCGGGUGAUGGCGGUUGAGAAGGGAACUGCUGUUACCCUUACCGACUGCCCGCCGGUUUCGCUGCCCGCGCCGUGGAUCAAUAUUGGAAGUACACCAAUCUGCCCUAUCCAGGGAUUGUACUACCCCGGUAGAGUGCUGUCGGUGCAGGGUCAUUAUGAAAUGGAUGUCUUUGGCAUGACCAAAAUGUGCUUGGAAUCUGCGCCGGUCAUGGGCUGGAAGGAGUCAAAGUUGGCGUUGUUCUUGCAGCAAGUUGGGAAUGAAUUUGAUGAGGGUCAGGAUGAUUCCAAAGCAUUUGCGUCGGCCGUGGUGUCUUUCUUGGCUGGAUUUGAACAAUGA
This is a messenger RNA of Penicillium coprophilum, 930 nucleotides long. RefSeq names its product type 1 glutamine amidotransferase. The record is from RefSeq and is a predicted model, not a curated record. The transcript has a single exon. Bases 1 to 930 code for a protein of 309 amino acids. Lineage: Eukaryota; Fungi; Ascomycota; Eurotiomycetes; Eurotiales; Aspergillaceae. Gene Ontology annotation, cellular component: cytosol; nucleus.